AUGGGUAUCCCUAUUUUACUAUACCAACAACCAUUUUAUCAAAUAACAGGCAAGAGAAAGGGAAAUCGUUAUCAUCAUUACAGGAGAAAUUGGAAAAACAAUUACCAUCCAGAACAAGACUCAAAUCUAGAUUUAACUCAAGAAUGGAGAUCCUCUUUAAUAAAUGAACUAUUAUACACACCUCAUUCCUCCUCAAUUGAAUCCGAUGAUAGCAAUACUCAAUCAUUCCCGAUAAUAUCAAACCAUAUGAAACAAAAUGUCUAUAUUUCUUUCUUAGAUUCGAAAGACAUACUUAAUUUGAAUAUAAAUACCUUUGAUAUAAUGGAUAUCCCAAUUCAUUGGUCAUUAACACAUUCUCAUGAUUUAUUCUUACCAACUUCUUUUCAUUCAUCCCUGAACAUAGAUAAUAAUUUCAGAUAUAUGAACAAUUUUAAUCAACAAUUCUUAAUAUAUUAUAAAAACCGUCCAUUAAUAAUAAUAUACCAUGAAAUCCAUCUUUAUGAUUCAAUCAUUUUAAAACGAUUUAUCACCAUAUUAGAUUUAAGUUCUAUACUAAAUCAAAAUGAUCAAAUUUUAUCAAUAGAUUGUAUGCUAUUAAAUGAAAUCAAUAAUCAUCUCGCCGGAGAUCCUUAUAACUUACUGUUGGUCCUAGGUUUACAUAAUAGGAAUAAUAAUUUAACUAGAUUUUACGUACUGGACGUGGAUUCCAAUGGUGUUUGGUCAAAUUUGAAAAUAUUUAAUCUAUCAUCACCUCCAUCUUUAUCAUAUUCAUCAUCCUCAAGUUUGAUUUUACCAUUUUCAGGACAACAACAUGAACAAGGACAAGAUCAUGUACAAGAGGAAGCCCCAAUGUUCUUAAACAUUUAUGCUGGUCUCUUACCAAAUUAUAUCUUCUCAAUCGACUCUGUCAAUGGUCCAUUAAUUACUGAUAUUUCAGUACCACACCGUACUCGUAAUCAUCAUAACCCCAAUUCAACUUCGAUUUCAAAUGCAAAUAUCUUCAAGAUUUCAAAUCAAUUGCAACCUUCAACAUUAUCUCCUUCAAUGAAUGAUAUCAAUGAUAAUAAUAAUAAUAAUAAUGAUAAUAACAAGAAAAACAAUAAUAUAAUUGUAAGUUUCCCUCAAUUAUACAUAUUGAAAAAUAAUGAAACAAUCUAUUACAUCGAAAAUAUUUUGAAUUUUGAUAACAAUAAUAAUAGUAACAAAUUGGUUAAAAUUAAGUUUCAAUUAAGAUUUCAAGAACGAAUUUUGUCAAUUGAAAAGUUAUCAAAUAAUACUAAUCAAAUCACAUCAACGACUGCACCGAAUAAUAAUAAUAAUAAUAAUAAUAAUAAUAUUCUAAUCGUUACAAAUCAAAGAUUCUUCUCAUUCCCAGUAAAUUCAAUCAAUAAUAACAGCAUAUCUAGUUCAAAUGCAAAUUCAAAUUCAAAUUCAAAUUCAAAUUCAAAUGCAUAUGCAAGUUCAAGCAAUGAUUCAAAUCAUAUCAUUAUUCCGUCAUAUUUUAUUAACAAAAAUACAAUCCUUUAUAAAAUGGAACAAAUCCAUAAUCCAAUUCCGAAUCAAGAACAACAUGAACGUCAAGAAUCUACUUUAAUUCCAGAUUACCAUCUCUGUUCAUCAAACGAUGGCAAAUAUAUUUUCAUAACAGAAAACCAUAAUUAUUCCUUCCUAUUAUCAAUAUUCAAAUUAUCAAAUUGUUUCAAUUAUAAUUCAAUGCCAAAUAACAACUCUAUAAGUGGUGAUAAUUGGGUCUUCCUAGGUUUCAUCGAUUUGAAAACGUUAUUCAAUAUAAAUCAAGUUUUACAAAUCAAUUUUCAUGAAAAUAACUUGAUUUCAAUCAUGACAAACGAUAAUAAUAACGUUCAAUUUUAUAAAAUUUGUGAGAAAAAUUCAACUGUCACAUUAACCCCUACGUAA
Naumovozyma dairenensis CBS 421 is the source of this 1917-nucleotide messenger RNA. It is a transcript of the gene YIG1, whose product is annotated as Yig1p. The record is from RefSeq and is a predicted model, not a curated record. Lineage: Eukaryota; Fungi; Ascomycota; Saccharomycetes; Saccharomycetales; Saccharomycetaceae. The transcript has a single exon. Bases 1 to 1917 code for a protein of 638 amino acids.